AUGGUCCCGUUUCUGGUGAAUGGAGUGGAAGCCAUGGGUCUCAUCGACACCGGGGCGACAAGCUCAUCAAUAAACUGCGAGCUGUCAUCUGAUCUACUGACCACCCACUCUCGAACUUUCGUUGGCUUCUCUGGCAAACCUCAGCACCUGUACCAAACUGUUCCGCUCCCUGUCCAACUGGCAGGACAGACUUUUAAUCAUGUUUUUACACACUCUCCUCAGACUCCCGUUAACCUUCUUGGGAGGGACCUCCUCAUAAAGACUCAAGCGACCAUCCUCUGUUCACCGUUGGGAAUUGAAGUUCGUUUCCCAAAUGGACACACCAUGACGUGCUGUGACUCCGUGUCAACGCCAGGACAUUUUUUAAUGUCCGAACUUCCAGUUGUCGACCAGAUGGCCGACAUCUAUUGGGCUUUGUUACAUCCUGAAUCCUAUGACGAGCCAGGUCUGUUUUCGGCGUUCCAGCUCUGGCGUCCGUGGAUCCUCUCCCUCCGACCCUACCUACCCCCGCCUGACCCCCUUCACUGUACUCUGUUGUACGAUCGAGAUGGAACUGAGAUAGCGUACGCAGAGAAAUUCAGAGGAAUUGAGGGAAAUCAGUGGAAACUAUCUUCAUCCUCUAUAAUUGUUGGUCCAGAAGGGGUCGCAGGGACCUGCGACCUGACUCCUGACCAACAGAUCUGGUAUCAAAUGGCGGCGUCAGCCGCGCCACACAUUUCUCUUGCCCUGUCUCCAGGACAUGCUGCCAAAGAACUGGGACCCAUGAUGAAACGGGCGUCGACAUUAACUGACUGGCGACAAUCUGACUUGCCACAGGUUACGUUUUCACCAUCAACAAAAAUGUAUAAGAUCAUGUUUGAACCCACGACAAACUCAUCCAUCCUUGAGCAUGUUUUCAUAGACAGACAACAUGGACGGGAACAUACAGACCACGAGGAAGCUGCCUCCAUGCUCACCUCAUUGCCACAAUCCUUGUGGUCAGCCGGUCCUUUUGACGUAGGACAUUGUACAUCCACGGCUGCUGUACAGAUCAAGGUGGUCCCCGAUUCACAUGUGCGUCGACACCAGUACAGAUGGACCCCCGACGCAGAUGAAGGUAUGGAAAAUACCUUGACAGGACUGUGGCACUCGGGAGUCCUCGAGCUUUCGGACUCUGACUGGUGUACUCCCCUAAGGCCGGUCCUGAAGGCAGACGGUAAGUCUUACCGGAUGGCCCAUGAUCUCCGAGCCGUUAAUGACGUCACCACCACACCUGUGCUUCCCGUUCCUGACCCACACAGGAUGUUAGCUUCCAUCUCCCCGCAUUGCCAGUGGUUUUCGGCUAUCGACCUAGCUAAUGCUUUUUUCUGCAUUCCUUUACAUCCUGAAAGUAGAAAAUAUUUUGCAUUUCGCUAUAAGGGUGUUAAUUUGCAAUACACCCGCCUCCCUCAAGGAUUUAAAAAUUCUCCAGGGAUAUUUAACCAAGCUCUUAAAGCUCUUUUGUUUGAUUUAGUUCUUCCUCAGUCAUGUUCAUUAAUGAUGUAUGUGGAUGAUCUCCUUGUCUCCGCCCCCAGCUCAGAAGCAUGUCUACAGACCACUGAGUUGGUACUCCGCCGGCUGGCCGAGCUGGGCUUCAAAGUUUCUCGACAGAAACUACAGUGUUGCCGAAAGGCGGUCACAUUCCUGGGACGAUUGGUGUCCGCCCAGGGUUUGUCUAUGUCAUCCGAACACCGUCUCACCAUUCUUCAGCACAAGCGACCUGAAACAGUUCGCGAAAUGCUGCAGUUUCUGGGUUUGUGUGGUUACAGUCGUAAUUACAUUCCCUGUUUUACAGACCGGACCACCCCCCUACGAGCCUUGGCUAAGGCAGUGGGGCUCUCCAACCUUUCGGCGUCAUUAACUUGGACCCCGGAAGAAGACGCGCUGUACACCGCUUUGGUCAGGGACCUGGCCACUGCUGCUGCACUAGCAACACCUGACUACUCUCAACCAUUUAAGCUGGACGUGAGUAUGUCUCCGACUACAGCUAAUGCUGUCCUUUUCCAGACUAUACAGGGCCAACGCCGUGUACUGAUGUACUGUAGUGUUCCGCUUGACUCCAUUGAGGCUCGCCAGCCCCUGUGUACACGUUUUGCAGCAGGACUGGCGAAAGUCAUCCAGAAGACUGCACACUUAGUCAUGAGUCACCCUUUGACCAUCACAACGGACCAUUCAGUGACAGCUUAUGUCUCCUCACAAUCCUUCACAAUGUCCUCAUUGCGUCAGACUCGUCUCCUAAAGGUCCUAACAGCUCCGAAUCUCCAGUAUGUGCAUGAGGGCAUCAACAUGGCAGAAACAAUGCAGCUGGAUCCACACAACUGCUCCGUGGCGGUGGGAAAGGAUCUCCGACCCCGCCCAGACACACACACCACACCACUGAACACAGGCAUACACCUCUACACUGACGGAUGUUGCUUCAGGGGUGCUUCUGGGGAAUUAUUUGCAGCAGCUGCUGUAAUAUGGGACAGGGGGACCGUGUUUGAUGUGUACACCACGCAGGUUUUGCAUGACCGACCUUCAGCGCAAGCAGCUGAAGUCCUUGCCAUAGUGUUGGCAUUGGAAGCAUUCCCAGGUCAACCAAUCACUGUUUAUUCUGACUCAGCCUAUGCCGUCUCGGCCGCGCUCCUCGAUCUCGCCUGUUGGAAGCGGAACGGCUGGCUGUCAGCCAAAGGCACUGAAAUAGCUCACAAAUCAUUGAUGGAGCGUUUAGAUCGCGCUCUCACACUUCCAUCACAACUGGCAAUCGUCAAAAUCCCUGGUCACUGCAAGUCUGGCUCGCGCAUGGCCCAGGGCAAUGCAGCUGCUGAUCUCGCAGCCAAGGAGGCGGCUGGGUAUCACCCCCAUUCCGCCAUCAUGGUGAGUAUCCCGACCACGGCCAAUCCGCCUCCUGGUCUCUUGCCAUGGCCGGAUAUGUCUCAACUGAGUCACAUGCAGCACGCAGCCUCGCCAGAACAGAAGUCUGUGUGGCUUGCAGGAGGGGCCCGCCGCACCUCAGACAACCUUUGGGUGGGCCCACGAGGAACUCCUGUACUUCCAGGGGACAUAAUGACAGCUGUUUUGACAGAAGCACAUUCCCCUGCACAUGUUGGCUCCUCAGCCAUGAUGUCUCGACUCACUAUGUGGUGGCAUCCCCACCUUCGAGAUAUGUGUUCUACUUUUGUUUCACAGUGUUCCACUUGUCAGGACUUUAAUGUCCGACCAACUCUUCGCCCGACGCCGGGGGCCUUCCCGACCCCAACCUGGCCUGGGGAGGAAAUUGUCAUUGAUUACACGGACAUGCUCACACCUGUGAGAGGUAAGCGCUACCUCCUCGUUUUUGUAGACUCUUUUUCAGGAUGGCCUGAGGCGUAUCCGUGCGCCAAGGAAGAUGCUGUGUCAGUGGUCAAAGCGCUCAUCAACCACUAUAUUCCGACCCAUGGGUUUCCAGCUAGGAUCAGGUCUGACAAUGGCACACACUUCAGCAACAAACACCUGAGAUUGGUGGAACAGACCUUGGGUCUGUCCCACAGCUUUGGUUGUGUUUACCAUCCUUCUUCACAGGGCUCUGUGGAGAGAAUGAACCGCACUCUAAAGGAAAAACUUGCAAAAAUUUGCUGCACCACAGGCAUGGACUGGGUGUCAGCUCUGCCGCUGGCAUUGUUGUCGGUCAGACAGUCAGUUAAUCGCAGGACUGGGUUUACUCCGUUUGAGUUAAGGACUGGCCGUCUUAUGCCAGGUCCUGCGUCCUCGGUUCACCCGUUCGAGGACGUCCCCUCUAACCCACGCUCGCUUCUCCAGUAUUGGAAACUGGUGCAUGCUUUGUCUGCCGCUUAUUGUGCACAGGUCAAGGACGCUUCUGGUCGUCCCACCCCUCCACCUGCUGACCUACCUGAGUGGACGCACGUCUACGUAAAGCGCUUCUCCCGCCGGUGGCACGAACCACGGUGGUCUGGUCCAUUUCGCGUCACUGCACGCACACACACUGCCGUCCGGCUGGACGGUAAAGGGACGAAAUGGUUCCACUUCUCGAUGAUCCGCCCUCACGAGCCAUGACGGGCUUG
Synchiropus splendidus (mandarinfish) is the source of this 4058-nucleotide messenger RNA. RefSeq lists its product as uncharacterized. The record is from RefSeq and is a predicted model, not a curated record. NCBI's taxonomy places the organism in Eukaryota, Metazoa, Chordata, Actinopteri, Syngnathiformes, Callionymidae. The transcript has a single exon. Bases 1 to 4050 code for a protein of 1349 amino acids. Gene Ontology annotation, biological process: DNA integration; proteolysis. Gene Ontology annotation, molecular function: aspartic-type endopeptidase activity; RNA-DNA hybrid ribonuclease activity; nucleic acid binding.